Molecule: messenger RNA, 1205 nt
Organism: Anopheles aquasalis
Lineage: Eukaryota; Metazoa; Arthropoda; Insecta; Diptera; Culicidae
Product: phospholipase A2 inhibitor-like
Molecular function (GO): protein binding
Source: RefSeq, a predicted model, not a curated record
CACCUUUGGCGCCGGUUGAGCUGAGCGGACGACAUAAUAACAUCACUCCUCUGUCGAGAAAACGGUAUAGAUUUUUUUAAGUGUUCAGUGUUAUCAGAAUCAAAAUGAUGCUUCCAACGAAAUGUAACUUCAUAUGGCUUACACUGUACGUGGUACUUUGUAUCAUACUGCCGGUGCUCUCGCAACCCCGUAGGCGAGUUACUAAGCCUACUGCAACCACCUAUGAGUGCAAGCAUGAGCAAUUUCUGGGAGAUAAGUACUGCGUUUUCCAUAACGUUGUGUACAAUGGACGCAACGCUAUCGCGUUUAAAGCUCCGUCAUCAAAGGAACAGCAAAUCGCCUUUGUUGACAGCAACCUGAAGCACAUCCCGAUGGAAUUACUCACUGCGUUCCCCGAAAUGCGUGUACUGGAUGUAACCAACUGCAACCUGACCACCGUCAUGAUCCCGAAAAACCUGGAACGUCUUUAUGCGUCGAAAAACUCCAUCAACAAAGUCAUAGUCCUUCAGGAGCCAGCGACCACGACUAUGAUCGAGCUGGUGCUCGACUCGAACCGGCUACAGGACAUCUCGAACAUUACUCGCCAGCUGAAGAAGCUGGAAAUACUGGACCUGAGCGGCAACAAGCAACUCCCUCAGGAGAAAGCCAUCGAGCUGGGCUGGUUCGUGGGGCUGAAAAAUCUGCGUCAACUACUGCUGGCCGAUAUCGGAGUGUAUUACAUUGAUAAUGAACGUGCCUCCAGCCUGCCGGAGCUCCAGCUACUCGAUCUGUCCAACAACGAUCUGAUAACGUCGAAUCUGGAUGUUAGCGUGUUUGCACCGCUACACAAACUGGAGUCACUCCAGCUGGCCAACAAUCAGCUCACAAAUCUCGAUGCACUCGAGUUGACGGAAAACAAUAAUCUAAAGGAAAUUUUCCUGGAGGGUAAUGAUUUUACCUGCGAUUUUCAAGCACUUUUGGUGAAACAUUUGAUCGAGUCCAAUAUUGAUUAUCCGGUCGAACACAAGGAUGCUGACUGCAUGCAGGGCUACUGGAAGCGGGAUAACAUGUGCUGCCGAAGUGGGCUCCUCGCUUGAAUGAAUCUGGAGGCUGAUCACAAUGCUUUCGUCGCUUCGUCAACAUUAGUACUUAAGAUAUUUAUUAAACCACAUACAAAACUAAAUAUUGAUGGAAAAUCAUUAAAAAAAUUUAAUAAAAAAAGACAG